Molecule: messenger RNA, 1449 nt
Organism: Penaeus chinensis
Lineage: Eukaryota; Metazoa; Arthropoda; Malacostraca; Decapoda; Penaeidae
Product: teneurin-a-like
Exons: 11
Coding region: 1-1449 (482 amino acids)
Biological process (GO): motor neuron axon guidance
Source: RefSeq, a predicted model, not a curated record
AUGCCAGCGCCUUUCCUUGCCAAGAGCUUAACCCGAUGCAGCCUGGAGUGUGUACAUGGAGAGUGUGACAAGGGCGGCUGUGUAUGUGACAAGGCCUGGACAGGUGACCGCUGCGACCAGCUGGCGUGUGACCCUCGAUGCAGUCUACACGGGCAGUGCCACAACGGAACCUGCGUCUGCGUGCAAGGCUGGAACGGAAGGCAUUGCACUAUUCCUGGAUGUGUGAACGGAUGUUCGGGCCACGGCAUGUGCACCACCGUCGACAGGCAAUACAUGUGCGAGUGCUCGACCGGGUGGACCGGACCCGACUGCUCGGUUCAGCUCGAGACUGACUGUGACGACGAAAUUGAUAACGACGGAGACGGGCUCUUCGACUGCUCAGACUCCGAAUGCUGUUCGACCAAGGCAUGCACGGACCACGUCAUGUGCAUGGUGUCCAGCGACCCUGUAGAAGUCCUCCUGAGGAAGCAGCCUCCUGCCGUGACCGCCUCCUUCUACCAGAGGGUUAAAUUCAUCAUCGAAGACUCAAGCGUCCAGAGUUUCGCGCAGAAGGACGAGUAUAGCGAAAGGCGUGUGGCAGUGAUCCGCGGGCGUGUCGUGACCCCCCAAGGCCAGGGUAUCAUUGGCGUCCGGACCAGCGUCGACAAGGAGUCCCGCUUCGGACUCACCGCCACCAGGAAGGGAGGAUGGUUCGACGUCCUGGUGAACGGAGGCGGCGCCGUGACCCUGCAGUUCCAGCGGGCGCCCUUCGAGCCUCUGACCGUCACGGUGCCAGUGCCAUGGAACCAAAUCGUGGUGUUGGAUCCCAUCGUCAUGAGGCUGAAGGGCCAGGAACCUCAUGAAGACCAGCAGCAAAACAAUGCCGUGGGAGGCAGCGGAUGGGGCGAAGGGUGCCAAGAACACGACCACGGUGUCAUGGUGCCUCAGGUGGUGUCCACAUACCUGGCACACACCGUGGGAGGGGCGCCACACCUGCCCGUUGUCUUUACCGAAACUCAGGUGGUCCAGGAGUCCCUACGUAUCCCCGGGAGCGAGCUGCAUCUGCUGUACCACUCCAGCAGCGUCUCCGGGUACCUGUCGACGCUCCUUCUGCAGCUGACCCCGGAUACGGUACCUGCUGCGCUGUCGAUGGUACACCUCAAGGUCACGCUCGAAGGUUCUGUGUUCGAGAAGGUGUUCGAGGCCGACCCGAAUAUCACCUACACCUUCGCCUGGAACAAGAGGAAUGUGUACAAGCAGAAGGUAUACGGCGAGGCAACGGCACUGGUGGCAGUCGGGUACGAGUACGUCACGUGUUCGGGCAUCCUGUGGGAGACGCUGACGGCGACGCUGCACGGCUUCCACAUGGAUAUUUCCGACGUGGGCGGCUGGAACCUCGACAUCCAUCAUAUGUAUAACUUCGAGGCGGGUGUCGAGUACCAGCCGCCUCUGAGACCGCGGCGAAGGUGA